AAGGUGUGCUGUAAUGGCCAUGCAUCCCUUACUGGGGAGGUCACAGUCGCCCUGAGCACAUUAUGUAAAAUGGCAUGCACCCUGCGAGGGGGACUAUGUCCCAAUCGCUUAGGAGGACGAGUGGGGCGGGCGGAACGUCGGCUCCCUACUGCUGGGAUUGCAUCCAUGCUCCUCUGUGGAGGAGGGGGCAGGGGAGGAAAAGAGAUCACAGGAGGGAGCAGGGCUGGAGAAGGCUGGUGCUGCUGAACAGGCUCAUGCAGAAGCGCACGCAACCAGCCAUCUCCCUCCACUUCAAUACGCGCCAGGAGAGCAGCCAUCAGAGGGUCUCCUGCGGACAUCUUGAGCCAGCUCCUCUCUCUGGAAUGUUGCCCGUUUGCAAGUGACAGAGCAGCCAUCCCCUGGAGGAGCGAUAAGACAGAUACUUGUGCUGAGGACAAGAAACUCAAGAACAGCUCAUUCACUGCUCUCCUCCUCGCUGCUCAGGAAGAAAGAUGGAGACUGCAAUGAGAAGCCUUCUGUCAGAUAACAGCAGAUAUGUUGAGUCCUUCCGCCUCUUCCUUAAGAAUUCCACUGAGCACCAGUGCAUGCAGCAGUUUAUAGAGACCAGGCUGCCGGACGUCAUCUCCAGUAUAGGGGAUGGAAAGACGACCAUCAAUGUCCUUGGAGUAGGAAGUGGAUCGGGUGAAAUAGACCUAAAAAUCUUCUCCAAAAUACAAGAUCGAUAUCCUGGAGUCCCCAUCCAUACUGAUAUUGUUGAGCCAAGCCCAGAGCAGAUCCUCAGCUACAAGGAGCGCGUGGCCAAGACCCCGGGACUUGAAAAUGUUCAUUUUAACUGGAUCAACAAAACAUCUUUUGAGUUUGAGGUUCAAGUGAAGCAAAAGAAGUCAGAAAGAAAGUAUAAUUUCAUCCAUAUGAUAGAGAUGCUGUACUACGUAAAAGAUGUGCCGGCAACACUGACCUUCUUCAGGAGCCUAUUGGCACCAAAUGGAAAACUCCUUAUAAUACUUGGAUCUGGAAAUAGCGGAUUUUCUAUUUUAUGGAAGAAGUACGGACCCCGUUUGCCCCGAAACGACCAGUGCCUGUACAUCUCAGCGGACGACAUUGCAGACGUGCUGAGAUCAGAGGGCACAAAGUAUCAGAGCUAUGAGCUGCCAUCUUACAGGAACAUCACUGAAUGCUUCAUCGAUGGGAACAGGAACGGAGACUUGAUGUUGGAUUUUCUCACGGAGACUUAUGAUUUUAACAAAAAUGCCUCUCCCGAGCUGAGAGAGGAAAUAAUUCGAGAUCUCAAGUGCCCAAAGUACAGCUCUGUUAAAGAGGGAAAGAUCAUUUUAAAUAGUAAUCUUAGUGCUAUAGUGGUGGGGAGUGGAUAGAUAUGAGGAACAAUGGGCGCGUCCAUGCAACUGGUUUCAGGGAUUAAAAAAAUUCUCUAAAACUUGACUCCUUUUUACUGUUUAAAAAGGUUGUGGGUCACCCUUUUUGCUAUUUUGGGGACUGUUAAUGUAGUAGAAUUCAACAUCAAGGUGGGAAGGCUUGGGGGUUCUCUACGCCUCUCCAUAGUCUAUGCUUUUUUUUUCUUUAUAUUUUGUUUUUUUGGGUCAAGGGUAAAACCUACAAUCUCUCCCUCCAUAAUUUACUAAAUGCCCCUUCCAUAAGUCUCAUACACAUCAAAUGCAGAGCGCCAUAUACAAGCAUAACCAGCCCUCUGUUUAAAUAUAUAGGGCAUUAGACACACAGAAUCGGCAACAGGACUCUUUUUAAAUAGGUAAGAGUCAAAAUGAUGGGUCCAACACCUAGUUUUGUGCAUGUGUCCUACUAAAGGAUUGUCCCGUUGUCCCAAUCGUUUUUGUUUAGGACUCCCAGUGGCUUAAAAAUAAAGGCCAUACUGAUUUCACCAUGCUCCAGUCCCUGGUGCUCUUCAAUUCCUGGUCCCAGUUUAAUGUACCAAAAAUACCUGAAAAAGCCAAUCUCAGGCUAAGGUGGUCCACCACAAGUGAUCUGAUAAGUCAAUUCGGGACCAGGGAUUGAAGAGCCUUUUGAUAUGUAAAAUGGCAGGCAACAUUUUGAGCGGUUCAUGUUGGUUGAAUCUCAAAAGUUUUGGAUUUGCUGGCAACCAAAGUUUUAAAGAAAUUCGUAAUGAAUUUCAUUAGUAUAGAAUCGAUUUGCUCAUCUCUACCCAGCAACCGUCAGGAGUGCUGUGCAGCGGCGCCUCUACAUGCUCUGUCGGAUCGUCAGCUGCCCCGUCUGCCAUGCAGCAGCACCUUUUCAUGCCACAUGUUUUGGCUGGACAACCCCUUUAAGAAAAAAAACAUUCCUAGUGAAUGUCUUGUACAAGUUAAGGAACCAACCUUACCUAAGACGAAGACAAUACAACCAGCCCCUUGAGAACUGAGACCCAGGUGCUGCUGACCUUAAGAAUCUCAAUGCUUAUAAUAUGAGCUCUGGUAAGGCUGUCCUGUUUUCCAUAGUUCUGAUUUUUAAAUAUUGCACCAUCUUGUUAAUGAGUUAUUUGGUUAUUACGGGCCGGUUGUGCUAAAAGGAAUAACAGCGAUAUUGAGUAGAGUCUCUGGGUCACGCCGCCAUGUCAAGUGCUCCUGCAAAGGCUGGUGCCUCGCUCCUCGCCACUCGUCUUGUUAAUUCUUGUAAGGGCUUUUAUUUUAGGUUUGCCAUUCUGCUUUGAUUAAUGUAUAAUGUUUAAUAAAUGUGACUAAGUAGAACAACAAACUUGGCUCUAUACUCUAUAGUUUUUACUUUUUUAAACUUUUGAUAAAGUUUGAACUUUUUAAAGAGCCAGUUUCUUAUUUUGGGGUUUUAUGCAUAUGAUGGCUUCCAGCUGUCCCUCCUGCUUUUGACAUUGGAUGAAACUUGAAUAGAUGGACAUUGCCAGUGCUUCAAUCAGCCUGAAAAAUUGAAUAUGACUCUCUGAUGUCUCAAUUUUUUUAUUAUAAACAAUAGAAUUUUAUUUUAUUUUUUUAGGUUUUGGACUGGUUUUUGGAGAAAAAAAAUGGGCGUAAUUUGGAAGAAAUAUGCAGAAUGCAGCUAUUGACACACUAAAAUAUGCUCAGUUAUAAACUGUAUUGCCUUUCUCAGGACGAUGAUGCAAUUUCAUACUGUAGCAUGGGCGGCAGUAUGUUGUGCUGCACUGUGGUAUCUAGUACUGCUGGGGCAGUAUUUUGUUCAGCACUAUGGUAUUGCUAGCCCUGCCUUAUUCUGUUGCCUGCCUUAUUCUGUUGCCCCACAUUUUGUCAAUUUGGACCAACCUCCAACAUGUGGCCACUUUAAGUUCCCAGUCGGCCCUGCCAGAAAAUCACAUCUUGUAUUAUAUUCCAGAGCUUUACUCCCUAUUCUGCUGGUGCAGUCACUGUGUACAUACAUUACUUAUUCUGUACUGAUCCUGAGUUACAUUCUGUAUUAUAUUUCAGAGCUGCACUCACUAAUCUGCAGCCUUCAGAGCUGAAAUCCCCCAACUUCCCCUGCAGGCUGUGUGUCUGUACAGAGCUUACAUUAAUCAUUUAAAUUCUUUUUAUUAAAAGCUCGAGGAGUGUGCUUUCUACACCCAUGCAACAAAAUCGUGCAGCGUGCCACACAAAAAAUUUCCACUAGGUUACGGUCCAUCGCGGGCCCUCUCCAAAGGAGAAGGGCCCACCAUAAUCCUUUCCCAGUCCCUCUGGGCCACAAGGCUCCCGCAAGCGACUGAGACAAAACGGGCAACCCCCAGUCAAAGCCAGGGGUACGCCCAGGCAACCUGAAGCUGAGGUUAAGCCAAGUCUGUGCUCCGGCUUCCACUUAGGCGCCACCCCAGGUGUCGUCACGGAGAUUCUACUACUAGGCUGGAAUCUUCCCGGAGGGAGACUGCAAGGAUUGCAGGGGGGUGCGGAACUAGAAUGGCCACACGCACCCUGCGUAGACCUCUAGGUGUGUACCCGUCAGGGUGCCGCUACCCAAGAAAUCCUAGUGACAAACAAACAUGGAAAGUGAACACACAGCAGAGACCUUGGUCACCUAGGAUAGGACACUAAUGGCCCAAGACGUACACCCUAGGGAUGCUGUGUGGUUCUCUGCUUUACAGUCUAGAAGCUCAGAUCUACCUCCAGAACUGAUACUACACUUGAUCUUAGCCAAAAGGCCUAGAAGCGGUUUGUUACUGGGGUAUUAUAUUGAAUUUUAGUUUUAUUCCGAUUUUUAUUUUAUUCCUGGGAUAUUAUACAAUCACAAUUAGAUGUUUUAAUCAACAAAGAAACGGAUAGAAAUUGGAAAAAAAUGGAAUCGGAAUAAAACUAAAAUUCAAUAUAAUAUCCCAGUAACAGACCGAUUUGAAUCACCCACGGAUGUACAGUUAGACAGGACACCACCUUACCAUGGUCAAGAAAUUGACACAAUCACAAAUAAUGGAGAACAGACACCAGAGAUCACCAUCACCAGCACACAUAUACAAUCUGAGACACAGACAUCACAAACAAAAAUAUGUGAGAAAUACAUCACCAAUUCAGCCACAAAGACUGACACAUUCACGUACAACAUUAUUAAUAGGAAAUGGUAAAGGAGUCUAAAUCGCAGAACACCACAUACAAACAACAACACAAAAAGAUACGGAGAGGCAGGCGAGGGAGAAUUCCCAGAAGACACCGGACAUGUUAGUAAUAGAGGGAUAUAGUCCUUAAUUUAAGUAAAAUUAAUUUGACAAUCUCAAAACAAAUUGUUAAAUAAAGGUUUAACAUUUUCAGUUUCAGGUUUGGACGUAAAUUGGGAUAAAACUACGCUUAUGCAUUUGGAUAGUACGAAUAUGUAAAUUUACACUCCGCAAUGAGAGCACUUUGAACAUCGAAAGAAUUAUUAAUGAUUUACUUUGGGGGAGGAAACGCGUAAGACUUAAGUUAGAGCAUUGGUAUAAGCCAUUGGAGAGGGGAGGACUUAAUCGCCCUUGUUUCAGGGGCUAUUUUUUAGCUGCACAGUUUUGUUUUCUCCACGAGUGUAAGGAUAAUCCACUCUGCAGGUAUUUAGUUAAUGGAUCUCCAUAUGAUAACUUUUUUACUUUAUUGGAGUCUGAUCAAUUGUCCGACUCCGAUAAGGAAUUUAGAUCUGCCAGGAAUCUUUUUAUGAAGUCAUGGUACUCUAUUAGACUUUGGUGUGGGGUGAGGGGUUCACUGGAAUGCACUCCUUUGUGGUAUAAUCGGCACUUACAAACUUUAGAUGAAUUAGGUAGGGAUCAAUACUGGCAAAAAAGUAAUAUUUUAUAUGUGACACAGGUAGUAGGCAAUUAUCACAAAGAGAGAAAGCACAGAAAUUAUUAUGGUUUCGGUAUUUACAGUUAAGAUCGGCACUUUUUAGGAGUAAAAAAAAAAUAUUUGACUUGUAAUACACACUUCUACACAAUUGAAUUAUUGGAUAGGGAAUUUGGGUCAAAAGAUAAAGAUUUCUCAACUUUAUAAAAAUUUACUUAUAGCACGAUUUAGAGAUACCUCCUCCUCGGUCAGAAGGCUUGGCAAAAUGAAUGUCCAAUGAUUAAUCUGGAUGACCAGGAGAAGCUAACGAUUAAUUUAAAAUUAGUUUCACAUAAUUUUAAUCACGUUGUCGUACAGUUUAAUAUUCUACAUGGACUUUAUGUCACACCUCUUUGGCUUAAUAGAUGUGGUAUCCGGAAUGAUUCUAAUUGCCCUAGGUGUGAUGCUCCCGAAGCGGAUUAUUUGCAUAUGUUCUGGUCCUGUCCAGAGUUGAAACCAAUAUUGGGGAGCUAUCCACAAAUAUAUUGAGGGGAAAAUUGAAUGUGCAGAUCCCUUUUACUGUGGAAUGUUGGGUGCUGGGCAAGCUUGCCAAGGUGCGCUUUCAGCAAUAUAAAAAAUAUAUUUUUUUUAAGAUAAUGUUUUUGUCACGACUUCUUGGUUCUCGCGAAAUAGUCCCACCACGAAUACAUGGUUAAAUCUGGUGAAUAGUAAUAAGAAAUAUGAAUAUAUUCUGUAUAAGCAGAGAAAUACUGAGAAAAAAUUGAGUGAAAUCUGGGAAGACUGGAACUCUUAGAGCUUCCUCCGCUCUCCAUGCUUUCCCAAUACUCCUCAGUCUGGU
This is a messenger RNA of Bufo gargarizans (Asiatic toad), 6060 nucleotides long. RefSeq names its product histamine N-methyltransferase-like. The record is from RefSeq and is a predicted model, not a curated record. Lineage: Eukaryota; Metazoa; Chordata; Amphibia; Anura; Bufonidae. The coding region runs from base 492 to 1373 and encodes 293 amino acids. The transcript is spliced from 8 exons. Gene Ontology annotation, molecular function: N-methyltransferase activity.